CUUCAGCAUAUACCGGUCAUACAAGCAUCUUGCCAUGUCUUUUCGAAAGAGAAAUGCAGUGAUAUCUGCAUCUUCUUCGCCUCAGGCUGCUCAGACUCGACCAGAGGCGCAACUUGCGCCAGGGCUGCGGCCAUCGCCCCUCGACGGGCGGGUCACCACCUCUACAGGCACCGCGUCCCUGGACAGUAUUCUUGCUGGACACGCCGGCCUGCCGCUUGGCUCGUCUCUUCUUAUUGAGGAGCAUGGGACGACAGACUUCUCGGGGACCCUGCUCAAAUACUACGCUGCCGAGGGGCUCGUACAAGGCCAUCAAGUACAUGUUCUUGGUUAUCCCGAAGUGUGGAAACACGAGUUGCCAGCCGUGUCUACCAGACAAAACAUAAAUCCCAAGAAAGCAUCGGACCAUACAGAUGAGAAGAUGAAGAUUGCAUGGAGGUACGAGAGCCUUGCUAGUAGGAAUUCACAUAGCAGUGGGCCAAAGGACGUAGAUGAUGAUAUGAAGGCUGUCUUCUGCCAUGCCUUUGACCUUACAAAGAGGCUCGCGGCGUCAUCCAUCGUGGGCACAAUGUUCGCAACUCCGGCGGCCACCCCCAUGAGCCCUGCCCUUGAGGCUAGAGAAACACCAUCUGCGUUCAAGCUGUUCAUCAAGGACUUGCAGCAAAAACUUCACGUUUCAGCUCCCUCAACGAUUCACAGGGCAGUCAUCCCUAAUCUCUUGACACCAUCACUCUACGCACCAAGUGCGUGUCAGCCGGUCGAGGUCCUACAAUUCCUGCACGCCCUCAGGUCCUUGUUGCGCCAGUAUCCUGGACAGCUGACGGCUCUCAUCACGUUACCCGUCUCACUGUUUCCACGAACCAACGGCAUGACAAGAUGGACGGAACUCUUGUCGGAUGGUGUUCUGGAGAUGGUCCCGUUGCCACCAAAGCUCGGUGCCACUCCGCCAUCGUCUGGAAGCGGCCCAAAAGUCCAGGAUCAAAGUCAAGGCAUCUUGAGGGUCCACAGCCUACCUGUGUUUCACGAGAGAGGAGGCGGUGGUGCCUCGAACAACCACUUCCGAGAGGACCUGUCAUUUCACAUGAGUAGCACGAAGGGUUUAGUUAUCCAACCCUACGUACUGCCGCCAAUGGAGGAGGAAGACCACACGGAGAAAUCACCUGCAAGUACCGUCAAGGAUGGAAUCGAAUUUUGA
Cryphonectria parasitica EP155 is the source of this 1192-nucleotide messenger RNA. Its product is annotated as PAXNEB-domain-containing protein. Bases 35 to 1192 code for a protein of 385 amino acids. Lineage: Eukaryota; Fungi; Ascomycota; Sordariomycetes; Diaporthales; Cryphonectriaceae. The record is from RefSeq and is a predicted model, not a curated record. The transcript is spliced from 2 exons. Gene Ontology annotation, cellular component: elongator holoenzyme complex; transcription elongation factor complex; cytoplasm. Gene Ontology annotation, biological process: tRNA wobble uridine modification.